Molecule: messenger RNA, 1542 nt
Organism: Adelges cooleyi (spruce gall adelgid)
Lineage: Eukaryota; Metazoa; Arthropoda; Insecta; Hemiptera; Adelgidae
Product: BTB/POZ domain-containing protein 9-like
Exons: 9
Coding region: 1-1542 (513 amino acids)
Biological process (GO): modulation of chemical synaptic transmission; circadian behavior; adult locomotory behavior
Molecular function (GO): protein binding
Source: RefSeq, a predicted model, not a curated record
AUGGAUAUAACUAAGGAAGAAGUGUCCACUCGAUUAGAUCACUUGGAAUUUAUAAAUACCGAGUUAGAGAAAGAAAAUCUUGUUUUAAAAAAGAAAGUGCUCGAAUUAAGACAGAUGAUUAAUAAUAUACACGAAGAACUGAAACAAAAUAUAAACGAUGCGGACACAAGCAUAAUAUUAGAAAAAGCAAAGCGAGAAUCAGAGAUCAAACUUUUAAAAGAUGAAAUAGAGACAUUAAAAACAAAAACAGUGGAAGGAACCACUCCAAAAUCCGGAGGACUGCUUCAAGCAUACUCUGGUCGUACCGAGAAUCUAUCGUCUUCGGCAAAUCCGGCCGGUGACGAGCAAAUUGAUCACACUCACUUCUUGACCGACGAAUGUCGUCGUUUCGAUAGCAAUCAGUUUUUAAAUGAGGAGUGUUCGGAUGUUGUUUUAGUUGUAGAUAUAAAAAGAUUCCCCGCCCAUCGUGCUGUGUUAGCCUCACGCAGUGAUUACUUCAGUGGAUUACUGCGUAGCGGAUAUGAAGAAGCUCAUAAAAAGGUGGUGACAAUAAACGAAGGAUCACCAACAUCAAUUAAAGAACUUCUUAAAUAUAUUUAUUUUGGUAAAAUGAAUUUAAGAGUACUAGAGAGUAACGUCAUUUUGGAGUUAUUAAUUCUCUCGAAUAUAUGGCGUUUUACAAACUUACAAUUUUCACUGUCCGAGUACUUGUGUAAUCACAUCAAUGUAGACAGUGUGAGUGCGUUGUUUGUUGUUGCAUUUUACUAUCAACUCAAAGAACUUGAAGUCGCUUCAAUCAAUUUUAUUGAAAUACACGCUUUGGAUGUAUUGCAAUCUGAAGAUUCUCAAUCUUUGUCGGCCGAAGCAUUAGUUUUAAUUCUCAGUCGUAACACGGCGUAUGCUAACGAAUUAAAUAUAUUCCGUGCGGUUUGUCAGUGGAUAAAAAAGAACCAAGACCACCUUCAUCCUGGCGAUAAAACCAAAAUUUUAUCUGCCGUCAGAUAUCAGCUUAUGAAUAUUGAAGAACUGUCUGAAGUUAGGCGAUCAGAGCUGGUUUGUUCGGAUACAAUUAUUUUAGAUGUCAUAAAGAAGUCCCUCACACAAACAUUAAAUGAUCGAGGACGAUUAGUACCAAAUGUGAAUUUCGCUCAAGAAGAUUCGAUAGAGCUUUCUCAAAUUGACGGCGGUACCAUGAUCAUGCUGGAUCAUCCAGUGAAUAUAAACUAUAUCGAAAUGGAUUUAUGUUAUUGGAUGCUGCUUUGGGACCACCAUAACGAUACCUACGGUUACAAUGUUCUAGUUUCAGUCAAUCGUAAAGAUUGGGUCAUGAUAAUAGAUAAAUCUAAUAAACCGUGCCAAUCGUGGCAGUUGUUGCAAUUUGAACAAAGGCUGGUAGCGUAUAUACGUAUUACUGGCGUUCACUCUUCAGAUACUGACGAAACGUUUAAUUUAAAAUAUUUGGAGGCACCCGCUCAAGUAUCGCUAGCUUUCAUCAUCAAAAAACCGUGGAAGUCGGUAUCGUGGCUAUUAAAUCGGAAAUAG